AAUUUGCCGCUGUUUCAUAAAUUUGUGUCCACGGUGUGUGCGUGUGCUAUUGUGCCUGGAGAAAAAGCUGGCGUGACUUGAGUAGUGAUUUCCGAUCUCGCCAUUAUAUUGAGUCCAUAUGUGAACGGACCGCUUGAUGGCGAAACUAAGCAGCAGAAAUCUAUGGGCUCCUUUGGGGCCUCCUGUCCAGAAAAGUACACCCACUAGUGUCCACCAAUAUCAAUACAAUAUCACCAGUGGUACCAUAUCACCAGUUACGUAUAACCGACUCGAUAACAUACUUCUGCAGAUGGUGGUAUGUGUCCAGCUUGGGACAAAAGUUUACGGAGCAUAUUUCUUCGUCGGAACGACCCCAUGCAUCGAACAAGAAACGGUUCCUUUCCUGAAACGCAAGCGUAUGAGCUCCCCGUUCGCAUCCAAAGCCUCCGCGGUCGCCGCCAGCCGACCGCUGCGGACCUGCGCCGAAUCCUGAACCUUCCGGUCUCCAUUAAGCGCGUCGUGUCGUGCGACUUCUGCGACGUCGCGGUCUACGAAGAACCGUGGGACGAAGUCCACGUGGUAGUGCACACGGAGCGCCCGCCCUGCGACUCUUUUCAUUACGUCGUCAACAAGUGGUGCGACUUGGACAAUGUCCGCAGAGCUCUGGGUCACGGUAGGGCACUCGACCUGGACUGGUGGCUCGGGUCGUCCGAACUAGAGACCCUCUGCAACCCCUACGAUGAUAUAAUUGCUAUGGAGCACAAAGAAGUUUUCAUGGAAAAUUUCUCACUGGGAAUCUUCUUGGGCUACAAUACCUUUAUCGACCACUAUAACAGCACCGACGCCACCUCGAAAUCUGCAAGAAUCACAAAUCCCACCGUUUACUUCGAGCACUGUUCAAACGUGCUCUCCCUAUAUUUUUUGGACUCUCGCAAGAAAGGAAUUUCACCAUGGCACCGAAUGGUCGUACGGUACUCGUCCAUCUGUCGUAUAACCAUGUGCAAGAUCAAGCCUCACGAAACUAUCGUUUACCUGCACCUCUUGCACUCUCCCCUCUUGUACAAGAUCUGCAUGAGCGGAUGCAACGAAGACCGAUACGUUGACCCGUACGAACUCUACGAGUGGUCUGCAUGGGACAGGGCGACAGAGUUCGGCGACGGCGCCUCGAGGUGUACGGUAGACGUUGUUGGUAAAACCAGGGUACUCAAGAUGUCGUUCGCAGACAGGAAGCACUGGACACCUUUGAGUAACUUGGUGUUGCGUACAAAAAAUAACGCCGAAGUCGUCUAUGCCCCCGUUAAAGAGGUUAAGGCGAAGGACUUGGGCCAGGUUCCAAGACCAGGACUCGAUGACUUUGGGGCUACGUUCGCCUUGCUGAGUGUCUGGUCCGGAAGUUUCCAGGUGGCUGACGAGUUGGCAUUGUCUGGUAAGGCUAAGGAGGUCAACCGGGAAUUGAUGCAUAGAGUGGCCGAAUGUCCACGGGCGCUCGAGGAAGCACUUUUCGAGAUCUACUUCGCUUUAAGCCAGGGAAAGGUCGUAACAUUCUGCACCGCAUUGGAGAGCCUAUAUGCAAAGUAUCUUGGUUACCGUGUGUGCCAAGAGACAUGGACAGGAUCCGUGGUGGCUCAAGAACUUCCCAAACAUAUUGUUAAGGUUCGCAAGGUGAUCAUCACGCCGACGAAGAAGCUCUUUCUGCCACCGCAGCUGGUUUGCAAGAGUCGUCUCCUGCAGCAUUUUGAUCCCGAAUAUGCACUUCGAGUGGUCGUUCGCGACGACGACUGCAAGCUCAUUUCUUUCUCACUCGGAGCCUGCAAGGAACAGUUCCUCAAUGCUGUGAUUAAGCCACAGCUCAUGUCCGGUGUCAAGGUUGGCGGACGGAGGUUCCAGUUUCUGGGUUGCUCUACCUCACAGCUUCGGAACCACGGGGUGUGGUUCUACGCCAAGGAUGCAAUGGAACGAACUGCGGAAGGCAUCCGCGCCGGUAUUGGUGACCUGUCCGGUAUCCUGAGUGUACCGAAGUUGAUGGCUCGAAUGGGACAGGCCUUCUCCCAGUCCCUGGGCUUCGUGAAUGUGCCCCGACAUUACACGUUGAUGGAACAUGACAUCCGCACUCCCGUUGCGAUUGACCCGAAGCGGGACUACAUAUUCUCUGAUGGAAUAGGUCGCAUUUCUGCGCAGCUCUUAAGAAAGGUGUACAGAGCCCUGGAGCUGGAAGACGGCGAAGAACCGUGCGCUAUUCAGAUCCGUUACGGUGGAUGCAAAGGCAUGCUGCUGUUGGACCCUCGCCUCACUGGGAAGCGCAUAAUCUUUCGUCCAAGUAUGUGCAAGUUCAACUCGGACCACGAAGACCUCUACGUGCUCAAGACCAGCAAGCCACGUGUGCUCUAUCUGAACCGACCAAUGAUCACCAUCCUGGAGCAAAGCGGUAUCCGUGCGAAGGCCUUCUUGGUGCUGCAGAAUCGUGUGCUGGACUCAUUCAUUAAUAGCAUGUUGGACGCCCACGAAGCAGCCCAAGUGCUGUGCGGCUACAGCGCUAUGCGCCUUCCGUACCGGGAACUCGCAGCCGCCGGUGUGGACCUCACGGUUGAGCCAUUCUUUCGAGGCCUCAUUCGGGCUAUCAACCGGAAGGUCCUCAAGGACCUCAAGACAAAGGCUCGGAUCAUAGUCCCUCCAGACAGCGGCCGUACCAUGUUCGGUGUGUUGGACGAGACGUUCAAGCUAGAAUACGGCCAGGUAUUCGUGCAGUAUUCCAACGACAUCUUUCGGUACAAGGCGACAGAUCCUGCCACAAUCCUCAAGGGUGAUGUUAUCGUGACAAAGAACCCGUGUAUGCAUCCGGGGGACAUCCGUCGGCUGACGGCAGUCGAUAUUCCGGAACUGCAUCAUGUUAGAGACUGUAUUGUAUUCCCUGCAAAAGGUGAAAGGCCGCAUCCCGAUGAAAUGUCCGGAUCUGACUUGGAUGGCGACGAGUACUCCGUGCUCUGGUACGAGGAUCUGAUCUUCAAGAACAACUGUAGCCCGAUGCACUACAACAGCGAUCCGCCCAAAGAAAAGAAGACUCCUGUGGAGGUCCAAGACAUGAUCGACUUUUUCUGCCAGUACAUCAAGGGCGAUAAAAUAGGCCUAAUUGCCAACGCGCAUCUGGUAUGGGCCGAUAUGCUCACCGGUGGCAUCAACUCCCGACGCUGCCGCGACCUCGCGCGAAAAUGCUCGGUCAAUCUGGACUUCGCAAAGUGUGGAGAAAUCAAAGGGUUUCAGAACGCUGAGAAACCACCCAUGUACCCAGACUUCAUGGAAAAGCUCGACACAAAGAACACUUACUGUUCAAAGAAAGUCUUGGGCCAACUGUACCGCAACUGCAAGCGCGUCGAACUCAGCACCGAAUGUCUGGACGUGAUAGAGGACAGCCUUCCAGACCCAAGGCUGCUGCUGGACGGAAGAGAAGAGUUCAUCGCGUCCGCCAGAGAGUCGUACCGGCGCUACGCACACAAGAUCCGCGCGGUUCUUAAAUCGUACGGAGUCGAGUCCGAGACCGAGGCGUUUUCUGGAGCUGUCGCCAAGUUCAGCAAGUACGUCAAAGAGAAGAACGAUCCCACGGAUGUUGCCAUGGUUCUGGAAAGCCAGGUGGAACACUUGGUGCGUCGGACGCGGGAAGAGUUUUUUUCUGAAGACCAUGGCAUGGCAAUGGUCCUCUGCAAGGCGUCUGCCUGGUACCAGGUGACGUAUGACAUGCAGAGGACAGAAGGGUCAGUCCUCAGCUUUCCCUGGGUCGUGUCCGACAUUUUGAUGCGGAUACUCGCAGACCGAACGACCGCGAGCGCCCCAGUUCCCAACCGGAGGAACAGCUUCGGUGAACGCCUGGGAGACCUCAUACUUGGACCACAGCCCUUAGCCUCUGAGGAAGACGCGCAGGGCCGAAUGACUAACAACCUGUUAAAGCUGAUGUACGACUGGAUAGAUUCGAGCAAGGAGUUCCUGUAUGUCGAAGAACCGAGGGAACUUAACCUCUAUAAGGGAAUCAUGCGAGAGGUCUACUCCAAAGUGUCUCGAUCACUCGGUGCCGAAGAGGCCACCGUCAUCAUGCAGCAGUCACACAAAAUAGUCAUUCUAUGUCUUCGCUUCGCCUGUUCGUGGUGCCUCAAGAUCUUUCAGGAUGGCAGCAACGGAGAGCUAAUCAGCAAAGAGUGUAGGCGACGUUACCGGUUGGGACACCUGGCGCUUAUAACGCUCAACAGGCUGAGCGUAUCUGGAAACCUGGCGUACCUCCGCACAGCGCCGAUGGGAGCAACGGCGACCGAGCUGGUCCGCAUCUACAUCGCAAAGGACGACGAAGAGUUUUUUCUGAUCGUCCGAAGGUACGAGGAUGUUUUAGCGUCCAUCAUGAAGAACUGGUCCGGAGUGGCGGACAUUCAAAUGGAUCUGAAACAGGACCGGCUCGACGAGUGGUUCCUGCAGCUCAUGGUUACAGGAAGCAGGUGGGCCUUGGAACGGCUCAAGGAGAUCGUGGUGUACCCCUCCUUCCGAGAGGUGGUGUGCCAAGUGUUCAAGCUGAGAGAAAUGCAGACUGGUGCCAGGCAUUGAGUUGAAGGCUUCUCUUGGGGAAAUGUUUUGUUUUGCAUUGUUUCUGGUGGCGGUUAUAAAUAUGGGAUGGUUAUGAAACUGUCAAAUGGGCACUGCUAUAAGGUAAAUAUUGUAGAAUAAAAUGUUAUUCUUGU
This is a messenger RNA of Ornithodoros turicata, 4694 nucleotides long. RefSeq lists its product as uncharacterized. The record is from RefSeq and is a predicted model, not a curated record. Bases 298 to 4560 code for a protein of 1420 amino acids. Gene Ontology annotation, biological process: siRNA processing. The transcript has 10 exons. Lineage: Eukaryota; Metazoa; Arthropoda; Arachnida; Ixodida; Argasidae. Gene Ontology annotation, molecular function: RNA-directed RNA polymerase activity. Gene Ontology annotation, cellular component: nuclear RNA-directed RNA polymerase complex.